AUGUCUCCUUCCACUGAUGCUCCCAAACAAUUCAGCCAACCUUCGCGUAAGGGCAAAAAGGCGUGGCGUAAAAAUGUGGAUGUCACGGAGGUUCAAGAGGGUCUCCGAAUGUUGAAAGAUGAAGAAAUUAAAGGUGGUGUAGUGGCAGAGAAGCCGUCUGAAGAACUGUUCACCAUCGAUACCACCGGCUCAGCAGAAGUCCGCAAAGCAAUCGAGAAACAGCACAAGCCGCUGAAAUCAAACGAAAUCCUUGCCCAACGGUCGGUAAUUCCGGCAGUAGAUACCCGCAAACGCAACAGUUCCAAAGUGACAGAUGGUGUUCUUGAGCCGAAAACUAAGAAACAUAAGAGCGAUUGGAUUACCCGCAAGGAUUGGCUGCGCUUAAAACAGGUAGCUAAAGAGGGCAACCCUGGCAAAAAGGCUGAAAAUGGUGAAUUCUACGAUCCUUGGGCGGAUGCGGAAGACCCAAGGCCUUUGGAUGAUCCGCAAUUUGAUUUCUUGGAGAAGCCGAAGCAGAAGGUCGCGCCUGACACGAUAAGACGAGCCCCAAUCUCACUUGCUGCAAAUGGAAAAGCAGUUCCUGCUAUCCGCACGCCGAAUGCCGGCACGAGUUACAACCCAACUUUUGAGGACUGGGAUCGUCUCUUACAGGAACAAGGUGCUAAGGCGGUAGAGGCAGAGAAGAAGCGCCUGGAAGAGGAACUUAGGGAACAAGAGAGGCAGCGUUUGGUUGCCAAGGCCAGAGACGACGACGGGACAGUAAAGUCUGAUGAUGAAAGUGCUUGGGAAGGGUUUGAAAGCGAGUACGAGACCCCGGAUUGGCUGAAGAAGAAACGCCCCGAGAGAAAAACAAAGGCACAGAGGAACAAGAUCAAGCGACGUAAGGAGGCGGAGAGGCAAGCAAAAUGGGAGGCACAGAUGAAAAAGAAGGAAGAGCAAGUUGAACAGGCUAAAGCUAUCGCUGAGAACGUCCAGCAGCGAGAGCUCGAGCGUACCGAAUUGUCGGAUGACUCCGAGGGAGAAGGCGAUGAUACUGUUUUACGGCGAAAGCCCUUGGGAGGAAAGACCUAUGCACCUGAGCCGAAAUUGGAGGUUGUUUUACCAGAUGAGCUGCAGGACUCACUGCGCCUGCUCAAGCCAGAAGGUAAUCUACUCGACGACCGGUUCCGGACGUUGAUCGUUCAAGGAAAGCUCGAGUCUCGAAAGCCGGUGUCACAGCCUAAGAAGGCGAAGAGAAAGGUAACAGAGAAGUGGGGAUACAAAGAUUUCAAGGUCCCUGGCUUCAAUUGGAAGAAACUCCAGGAGACGCUGAAAAAGGAUACCGUCUCUAGCUCUACGAAACGCAAGACAUCGGACCGAGAGGGCCAAAAUGGUCUGGUGAAGAAACGGAAGACGGAGACAGUAGAAGGGAAAACCAAAUUUGAGCAAUCCCGUGCGCCAAAAAAAGGGAAGAGAAUGACCGACAGCGCUGCACAUGGAGGCAAAGAUGGCGCCCAGGAAGGCGUUGUGAAAACUGUCUCCCGGAAGAGUUCUAUUGCUUCGAUUGCGCCACGGCCUGAAGGGAAGAUUGCAAAGGUUAACGAGGGCCGGUCAAUGAUUGCGGAAUUAGGUAAAUAUGUUGCAAUGGACUGCGAGAUGGUGGGAGUCGGCCCUAACCCCGAUCACGACUCCGCUCUUGCGCGCGUCAGUAUUGUCAAUUUCAACGGCGAACAAGUGUAUGAUUCCUAUGUACGGCCGAAAGAAAUGGUCACCGAUUGGCGAACACAUGUGAGCGGCAUAGCACCGAGGCAUAUGGCGGAAGCCCGGUCCCUCGAACAAGUUCAGAAGGACGUUGCAGAGAUUAUGGAUGGGCGGAUCCUGGUUGGGCAUGCCUUGCGGAACGACUUGGAUGCUCUCCUCUUGAGUCAUCCCAAGCGUGACAUUCGAGAUACUAGCAAACACCCUCCAUAUCGAAAGAUUGCCGCCGGCGGCUCUCCUCGCCUGAAGAUGUUGGCUGCGGAAUUCUUAGGCUUGGAUAUUCAAGGCGGGGCUCAUUCUAGUGUGGAGGAUGCUAGGGCUACGAUGCUUCUAUAUCGACGUGAUAAAGAUGAAUUUGAGAAGGAACACAUGAAGAAAUGGCCUGUGCGAGUAGUGGUUGAGAGGGAGAAAGGAGAUGACCAGAAGAAGAAGAAGAAGAAGAAGAAGAAGACUCGUAAGAGGUGA
This is a messenger RNA of Aspergillus alliaceus, 2202 nucleotides long. Its product is annotated as Nop53-domain-containing protein. Bases 1 to 2202 code for a protein of 733 amino acids. The transcript is spliced from 5 exons. Gene Ontology annotation, molecular function: 5S rRNA binding; 3'-5' exonuclease activity. Gene Ontology annotation, cellular component: nucleolus. NCBI's taxonomy places the organism in Eukaryota, Fungi, Ascomycota, Eurotiomycetes, Eurotiales, Aspergillaceae. The record is from RefSeq and is a predicted model, not a curated record. Gene Ontology annotation, biological process: ribosomal large subunit assembly; rRNA processing.